Messenger RNA from Physella acuta, 660 nucleotides. RefSeq names its product shematrin-like protein 1. NCBI's taxonomy places the organism in Eukaryota, Metazoa, Mollusca, Gastropoda, Physidae. The record is from RefSeq and is a predicted model, not a curated record.
AUGGAUGCUUAUAUUUGGUAUGGUGAGAUGGAUGCUUAUACUUGGUAUGGUGAGAUGGAUGCUUAUAUUUGGUAUGGUGAGAUGGAUGCUUAUAUUUGGUAUGGGGAGAUGGAUGCUUAUAUUUGGUAUGGUGAGAUGGAUGCUUAUACUUGGUAUGGUGAGAUGGAUGCUUAUAUUUGGUAUGGUGAGAUGGAUGCUUAUAUUUGGUAUGGUGAGAUGGAUGCUUAUAUUUGGUAUGGUGAGAUGGAUGCUUAUACUUGGUAUGGUGAGAUGGAUGCUUAUAUUUGGUAUGGUGAGAUGGAUGCUUAUACUUGGUAUGGUGAGAUGGAUGCUUAUAUUUGGUAUGGUGAGAUGGAUGCUUAUAUUUGGUAUGGUGAGAUGGAUGCUUAUAUUUGGUAUGGUAAGAUGGAUGCUUAUAUUUGGUAUGGUGAGAUGGAUGCUUAUAUUUGGUAUGGUGAGAUGGAUGCUUAUAUUUGGUAUGGUGAGAUGGAUGCUUAUAUUUGGUAUGGUGAGAUGGAUGCUUAUAUUUGGUAUGGUGAGAUGGAUGCUUAUAUUUGGCUGGUUCUCCGACUUGUGGCAAAAAGUGUCACUAUCAUGCAAGGUACCAAAUAUCUGCUGAGUGAAUAUUUACUGUCUAGGAAGAUGAUAGCCUGUGAUUAA